AUGAUUAAUGGUUAGGGGAGGGACAGGGAAGUUAGAAGCAGAAGGUAAGUGUACUGUUCUCUCCGCUGUCCCUUUCUCGAAUCUGAAUCUCUGUCAAGUUGGAGGAGCAGAGAGGGCAAUUUGGUCAAACUAUAGAGGCUAAGCUAAUGAUAGGAACAAAAUAGAAUGGAGACCAAAAAAUUAGGGGCUUUUCGAUUCAGUUGGAUUCGAUUGGAUCCUCGUUGAGUUUGAGAGUGUUGUGUUGUGUUGUGCCUUCCAUUCCCAUGACGAUCACCUCCUUCUCCUUUGUCUGGCACAAUGAAUCUUAUCCUGCCUAUCACGAUUUCUACCUUCUCCCCUUCUUCGCUCUCUUCUUCCCCUCCGUUCGCUUCUUUCUUGAUCGCUUCGUAUUUGAGAAAGUGGCUCGACGAUUGAUUUUCGGAAAGGGGCAUGAGACGCUGGACUACCAGACCGAUGAGAGAAGAAAAAAGAUUAACAAAUUUAAGGAAUCGGCCUGGAAAUGUGUUUAUUAUCUUUCAGCUGAGAUUCUUGCUCUCUCUGUUACUUAUGAUGAACCUUGGUUUACGAAUACUAGAAAUUUUUGGGUGGGACCAGGAACCCAGGUCUGGCCAGAUCAAAAGAUUAAGUUGAAAUUGAAGGCAGUUUAUAUGUAUGCUGCUGGCUUUUACUCGUACUCCAUUUUUGCUUUGAUAUUUUGGGAAACAAGGCGCUCUGAUUUUGGGGUGUCCAUGAGUCAUCAUGUUGCUACUGUAAUUCUCAUUGUUCUGUCUUACAUUUUUAGGUUUGCUCGUGUUGGAUCAGUUGUUUUAGCACUUCAUGAUGCUAGUGAUGUGUUUCUGGAGGUAGGGAAAAUGUCCAAAUACAGUGGUGCUGAAACAAUGGCUAGCUUUGCUUUUAUUCUAUUUGUUUUAUCUUGGAUCAUAUUGCGCCUCAUUUACUACCCAUUCUGGAUUCUUUGGAGUACAAGCUAUGAAGUUCUACUCACCUUAGAUAAGGAAAAGCACCGAGUUGAUGGUCCAAUAUACUAUUAUGUGUUCAAUAGUCUUCUAUACUGCUUGCUUGUUAUGCAUAUUUAUUGGUGGGUGUUGAUAUUUCGGAUGCUUGUUAAACAAGUCAAAGCGAGAGGGAAAGUUAGUGAAGAUGUUCGAUCUGAUUCAGAAGAUGAAGAUGAGCAUGAAGAUUGAGUAGUAAAGCAUAAGCAUAAUGUAAUCUUUAGGCAAAGAUGAAUUGGUUAGCAAAACUUUUUUGUUCCUCUGGAAACGAUGCUAAUAUUAUCAAAUCUUCAUUCAAAUUGAGGGGAGAUUUUAACUAAUUUGACGGUACAGACUACGGAGCUGAUAUAAAAGGACAACAGAUGGAGAAUUUCCAUUCUUCUAUACUAUUGGUCUAUGCUACACCUCCUGAGGUUUAUAUAUAUAUAUAUAUAUGUUUUUUUUUACCUUCUUUGGUUAUUUGUCCCUUAAAUUUACCGUUGUGAAGAAGUUUGACGAUUAAUGUUUUCUGCCAAAAAUAUUAUCCUUUGUUUUCAUUUAUUGGAGAAGAUGUUGGACU
Molecule: messenger RNA, 1551 nt
Organism: Abrus precatorius (Indian licorice)
Lineage: Eukaryota; Viridiplantae; Streptophyta; Magnoliopsida; Fabales; Fabaceae
Product: ASC1-like protein
Exons: 7
Coding region: 264-1184 (306 amino acids)
Biological process (GO): ceramide biosynthetic process
Cellular component (GO): endoplasmic reticulum; membrane
Molecular function (GO): sphingosine N-acyltransferase activity
Source: RefSeq, a predicted model, not a curated record